Messenger RNA from Gallus gallus (chicken), 6014 nucleotides. It is a transcript of the gene CCDC82, whose product is annotated as coiled-coil domain containing 82. The record is from RefSeq and is a predicted model, not a curated record. Gene Ontology annotation, cellular component: nucleus. Lineage: Eukaryota; Metazoa; Chordata; Aves; Galliformes; Phasianidae. The transcript has 7 exons. The coding region runs from base 64 to 1206 and encodes 380 amino acids.
GGGGGCGGUAGCCUCUCCUCAGCGGCUCGGGCGCCGGAGCGCGGGAAACGGUAACGCUUCCCCAUGGAGACAUCCGUCAGAAGAUACGAAACAAGAAAUAAGGCAGCGGGAGCCGAGCCGCUGUCCAAAUCCCGAGUUGACUGGAGACGCACGAAGAGGGAGCUGAUCCUGUUCGACAGCGACGAGGAAUCCUCGUUUACCUCGGAGGAGGAGGAGUCAGCCGUGUCAGAAGGUGAAGAAGAUGGAAAUGAUGAGAAGGGCAGCCUUUCCGACCGGGAGGAGAAGAGCCGCGGUGGAGAACUGACGGAGGAUGGUGAGGAUGAAUGCGUCGUGCCUGGAAAGCGUAAGAAGUGCAGCAGCUCCGUGCUGGAGGACAGCGAUGACAGCGAGGAUAGCGACGUACCUGUCAGGAAAGUUUUUGCUAAACGCCGCUGUGUGAUUAACGAAGACGAGAGUUCCCAAGAACAGCAGUUUGGUAAAGCCGGCCCUGCAGGAAAUGUUUGUGCUGAGAGGAAGCGGGGAGCGCUGGCAAAGCUGCAGGAGCUCGCAAAGGAGCGGGCGGCUCGGAGCUCCUCUGGGAAUGAAAACUGCGAGGAUUCUGAUGGUGAAACAGAAGAGGAACCGUUCUGCCAAUUGCUCCUCACACCAGAAGGCAGUGAAACUGACAGUGAGAGCUUGAAAGAUUUUAUAGUUGAUGAUGAUGAAGAUGAUGAUGACAAUGUGGAGCAUGUUAAGAGUGAAAAACACCUGCAGCAGAAAGAUCUAAAUGCAUCAAACAGUGAAUUGCUGGCACAUUAUGUCCCACAAUUUUGCCACAGUAGUCCUUAUGAACAUUUCCAAAGAAUAGUGAAGGCUUUCCUCAUAAAUGCAAUUGAUGACACUUUUCUGAGCUCACUGUAUGAUGGAACAAGACAAAAGAAGUAUGCACAAGAAAUGUUGCUCUCACUUAAUUAUUUGGAUGACCGUUACAUUCAGCCCCGCCUUGACAACUUAGUCUCUAGAAGCCGCUGGAAAGACCGAUACAAGGAGCGUGUGGAUUGUUACCCAGGUGUUCUCAUAACCUUGAAGAAUCCAACAAAUAUGUCUUGUCAGGCAUGUGAACUGAAUCGUUAUUGCAAGUUUAAUGUGCUACUGUUUGGAAAGCUUUAUAAUAGUAGAACUCUGGAAGCAGAUGACUUCAUGUCAGAUGACAAACAGUCUCUGUAGUUUGAGUCAUAUUCAGGAGAGGAAAGAAGAUCUCUAGGUACAUGAUAUCCUACGUAGCUUUCUGAGCAUGCUUGUCUUUUGUGUGUCAUCAAGGCUGACAGCACCUAUGAAGAUCUGCCUGCUAACUGAAGUUAUAUUAUGAGCAUUCACCUGUUAUUUCUCAAGUAGUUUUUUUGCUUGUUUGUUUAGUGAGAGAACAUUCAAUAGAUGAUUGAAAAUCCUAAAGCAUGUUUUAAAGAAAUGAGAAUCAUCUAUAGUGGUAAAAAAACCUACAUGACUGAGUGUUGCUUUGAACGUGCCUGGCAUUCCUGGGUUUUUAGCAAGUACCUGAGAAAUACUGUGACUUCAAAAAAAAUCUUGAAUAGAUCCUAUCUCCCUUGUGCCAGGAGUCUGAAGCUUUAAAUCAGGAAUGACAUCUGCCUCAGAGUUACAUCUGUUCUAAAUAUCAGAAUGCCUUUUCACUGAAAUUGGAUGACUUGAAAGCCCUUUACCUUUUUGUGUGCCUAUAGUGCCCUUAAGACAUUCCCAGCGGGAGUCUUGCAUUAAUUAGCUUUGAGAAACAUUAUAAAAGCAACUUUCUGUGUAAUGGGCAAUCAUCUCCAUUGAAUGGCUGUGUUUUCUACUUUGUUGCCCAAAAGGUUUAUUCUGUGUUGGGUCACUGGGUUUGCUAAUUCCGUGCCUACUGUUCUAGCUUUUGGAGCGUCCCUGUGCGUUCCUACUGUGCGUGUUUGCUGUAGGUCGGAACGCAGAGUGAAAUAGUGCUACUGUCACUAUAACAUCCGAGCGCAGCCUACUCAGGAUUUUACUGCUUUAUUCUUCAGAUUUUUUCACAUCUGCCAUUUCCCGUGUAGCUGUUCACUUGGAACAAAGUAUCUUGAUGUCUGGGUUGUGCUGACACUUGAAAUUGUUGAUCAUCUUUUGAGAAGGCUUGUUUCUGACUACUUCAGUAUUUUCUAUUAGAACCUUUUCAUCUUUACUGCAGAACAACUUGUUCAAGCUAGAAAACAUUUUCCUUUCAGUAAUCUUGCAUCUUUUUUUUCCACUCCGUUGCCUUUGCUAGGACAUAUUGGAUUAAAUUAUGUUAUUGGAAGGAAACUUAGGUUUGUUACAUAAUGUUGCAGUAGGCUGCCAUUCUAGAUUUUACAUUUCAGGGCUGAGACUUUUGAAGACCUUGAGUCUUAAGACACCUGAGUGUUGCCAGUAUUUAGGGAUCUCCACAUCAAAUGAAGAGCUAAUGGUAUUUGUUACGAUUAUGUUUGCAUAUGACCUUCCUAAGUAAUGUAAUUCAUAACCUCUUAUGAUAAACUCAAAACAUGAUUUGUCAAGUAAAAGACAAAUUGAUGCAUCUGUGUACCAAGCUGACGCCCAAGUUCUGCUUUUCUUCCCUUUCAGGAGAUGUAGAAGGUGUAUUCUUUUACUUUGUGCAUCUAAAAUGGUUUCAGGACACAGAUGAAGCACUUCAGUACUUGCUGAAAAGACAGAACUGUCAGUACAAGAUGUUUUCACAACAUGUUUCAAAAUGGGGUGUGAUUUGAUUUCUUACACAAAGUCCUCAACAAACUGGAAGCUUACCUUACUGAAGUACACCUUACGAAGCUUGUUUGCAUCUCUGCCAAUAUUCUACUUUAAAUAUUUGGGGGAUGUCAUUGUGAUUCUCAUGUCACAACAGUGGGCUCUGCAAGUCAUGUAUAGUGUGGUAAAGCUGUGCCACGGGUUUUGUUUUUUGUUUUUUUUUCUUAAAACUGAUCUCAGAACAUGCUGAACAGCAGUUCUUAAUAUUGCUUUGACUAAUAUCUGUUUGCAUGAUAAUUAAGAACUUGGUUUUUCCCUUUAUUUAUUGCAGGAAAAUACUAAGCCCUUAGGGUGUGGAGAAGCUAUCUUGCUAGCACUAAUACUGCAGCCCAUAGUACAGUCAUUAUUAUACAUUUAGAGACCUCUAUGCAAGGAAUAUCACUAAUUUAAAAAUCACUUUUUCAUGUAAAGUGUGCGCCUUACCUGAGCAGAAAUAAUGAGUGGAUUAGUGCAAGAAUUUCAUCUGACUGAUAUUUCCACAGUUAAAUUGGAAGCUGAGUAGAAACCCCCGUAUUACUGUCCAAAUGUUCUCCUACAUCAGCUGUUCUUCACUUUGGAAAACACUUGAAAUAUCUUACUGAACAUAAAACUUUCUUUCCAGUUCAUUUUUAUUCCCUUCAGCUAAACAAUAGAAGAUGAGGAUUUUUCUUUACCCUGAUGCAGCCCAGCAUCUGGUGAGAUGCCUGCCAUGUGCAUACUCAAUAUAGCUGAGAGGCUGGAGAAUAGACAGACCCAGGAGAGAGAGUGAUUGAGCACUUUGCAGUAAUUUUUACUAAUGGUUUGCUAAUGCAACAUUCAUAUUCCUAUAGUGACCUGUAAUUGAGGCUGCUAAAGGUACUGUUUUCAAGUUGGUUUUUGAAGCUCUUCUAGCAGUGCAUUGAUCAACCUGUCCUGCCAAUUGAGGGAAAAGAAGGAACAAAAAGGGAAAGGGAGCUACAUAAAACUGACACUUCAAGAAAAUAAUUGACUGAAAAAAGGCAGUUCAGAACUGCCAGAUCAGAUUGAAUGGAAAUACGUAUUUGGACUAUUUCUAAAGUUUUCUUUGUAAGUACCCAAGAAAAGUGGUUGUGUAGAGAACAAAAACAGACCUCCAACCCUUCUUCUGCAUAAAACUUUCCUUUUCUCUCGUCUCUAAAGUAUUCUGCUUUGCCAAUAGGCCUGAAGAGAAACAGCUGUCCUAGUUUUGCUUAGGCUUGCAAUGAUUGUUGUGAGUAGCUGCCAAUUUUCAUCCCUCCACAGUCAAAGAGAAUUGAACAGUUUAGGUGUCCGUCCCCCAUGUUUCUCUGCUGCUGUGUCACCUGGAUUAUGAACUGUUUUCUGCUCUCAGACUUGUUGUUCUAUUUCCAUUCAUAUCUAUGCUUAGAGGGCGUGAAUUCAGUCACUACAUGUUUUGCUGUUGUCAGGCUAUGCUUCUGCAUUCCAUACAAAGUGAUUUAACACAGCUUUGGCUGAUACGGCCAGCUUGAGGAGAUAAGUUAAGCAUUAGGAUAGAGUCACUGAGGACUGCGAGGGGGAACAAAUUAGAAUGUGUACAGUACUGAGAUUCUUUCCAAAGCUGCAUUCUGAAAUAACAUUGUAUUUUUAGACAAUCUCUCUUGCUUUAUAACACAGUACGUAAUGACAUUGUAUGAUUUUUUUUUUUCCUCUGGCACUUUUCCAGUCUGGAAAUUCUUUACACCUCACACAAAAAUAAACCAUGAAACUCAUUACCACAAGGUACUCUGGAGAACAAAAAAAUGUAAUUGGCUCCUAGAAGGGAUUAGACAGGUUCUUGGGGAAGCUCAUUCCAAGCUAUGGGAUAUAAUAGCUGGGGUGAUAGAGAAUUUCUUCAUUGCUGGCUGCUAGAAGUUGUGUGGUAAUACAUGUACAUGCUGGUGUUCUUUCCUGUGUCUUAUACCACCUUCCCAUACAUGUCCUGCUAGCUGUUAUCACAGGGCAAGAACUAGGCUAUCAGAAUGCAGAAUUCUGUCUCCUAUUUUCUAUCAAGUAGUGUUCCAGAUACCACACUUCAUUACUUGGAAUACUUAAGAAGCUAUAAAAUAACUGAUGAAAUGCUGCAUUUCAAUUUUUGAUUGCUUCAUUAUUUGACACGUUACUUCUAGAAAUGUGAAUAAGUCAAGGUUUUGCCUUUGUUAGUAGGCCUUGCUCAUUAAAAGCACCUAUAGCACCAAAUAUAAGCCUUAACUUUUCAGCUUUGGGCACACAUAGAAAGUGGAGCUGCGUAUGGGUACAUAGGCAUGAUUACAAGAGAAUUGCACUGUAGUCGUGCAAUCUGUUGUUAUCUCAAGUUGGUUAACUUGUCAGUUUAUAGACAUUUUAGGUCAGAUCAAAAGUCCUUUUAAGUUAGCGUGCUUCCAUUGGCUUAAGUGAUAUUUCACCUGUUUAUAUCACCAAAACUGCUGGUUAAAAUAUUUGAGAAAUUAAGUAUAUCUAGAUAUUUAAUAAAACAAGUAACCUUAAACUUGCAUUUAUAUUUAUAAAAAUUAUGUAGACAAAAUAUACUUUUCUGUUAACUGCUAGUAGAUGCUGCCAGGGGGAGGCUGUACGAGUAGGCCACGUGUUACAGGGGACUGCUGACAGACACAGCCAUUUGGUUGUGUGUUUAGGAAAGUUUCCUGAAAAUGCAGGAUGUGUGCAUUGGUUAAAACGAUAACUUCUAAUACUGUAAAAAGAGUAUUAAGAGGGUUACCAACACCUACAACAAAGGGCAUUGCUGUUGUGCCUCAGAGUUGAUGGUUUUGCAGUAUAGGAAGUGGUUAGUUGAAACUUGCAUGUGUAUUCUGAAACAGUAACACCAUCACAGCGUGUAUUACUGAUGCAAACAAUUUUGACUUUUAGUCAUUAUCUCCUUGUUACUCUCGAAGAUAUAACAAACUUUGGACUGAUGUUACAUCAGUCACAAAAGCAACAAAACAAUGUUGCUUUUGAAGCUUGUUUCUUUGGGUGUGUUUGGUUGUUCUACUAACUCAAAUCAGUUUUUCUUGUAUGUGUCAAGACCUAAAUUUCUUCAUAUAUGUAUUAAUUCUCUUUGGAGAGUAGAAAAUCUGAAUCCAAAAGCCAGCCAGAUGUAGGCUAAUAUAUAUAGGGCCACUAAUAUAUAUAGGGCCACUAAGAUGAUCAGAGGGCUGGAGCACUUCUCUUAUGAAGAAAGGUUGAGGGAUCUGGGCUUGUUUGGCUCAGAGAAGAGAAGGCUCCGGGGAGACCUCAUUGUGGCCUUCUGGUACUUGAAGGGAGCG